UCCAAAAACUCCUUCAAAACUCAGUUACCGCCAUCUCUCUUCUUCUUCUGGUCCCAACCCUCAUUUUGUUUAAUGGCCUUGAGCUUGAGCUCUCCAUGGCUUUUGCGCUUCUCUUUCUCUUACCCUGCUUUGUGUCUUCCCAAUAACCAGUUCGGAAAUAACCAUACUCUGCUCUUCAAAAGCUUCACUCUCAAUCUUUCUAAGUCUUUCAGAACGAAAGCCUCUCUGGGUGAGAGCGAACGCUCUAAUGGGUUGGCUGAGAACCCGGUUUCGGAGCUUUUAGACGUUGAGUUGUUGAGUCAAGUUUCGGCUGCUAAGGAUGCUUAUGAGGUAUUGCAGAUGAUCGAGGAAAGGUCUGAGAGAAAUGGAGGUGUUGUGUCUGUUUCAGAUUGCUUGAUGAUCAUUUCGGCUGCUAUUGAACGGAACAAUCCUGACUUGGCUUUGUCUGUUUUCUAUGCAAUGCGUUCGAGUUUCGAUCAAGGGGUUGCAGAAACUGGCUCUUUUGUUGAGAAAUGGAAGUGGUCAAGGCCAGAUGUUCGCGUUUACACGUCACUAGUUCAGGGUCUUGCAGCAUCGCUAAGGGUUUCUGAUGCUCUUAGAAUAAUCAACAACAUUUGCCAAGUUGGAGUGUCUCCAGCUGAGGAGGUCCCCUUUGGGAAGGUUGUGAGAUGUCCAAGUUGUAUGAUAGCUGUAGCGGUUGCACAACCUCAACAGGGUAUUCAGAUAGCAUCUUGUUCAAAGUGCCGCUAUCAGUACGAACUUGUUUCUGGAAACAUAAUUAGCAUUGAGUCGGAAGAAAUCAGCAUGGAUGUUCCAGCAUGGCAAAGGGGGCUCAGAUUCCUGCAAAUUAAUAAGCAAAGCAUUCCUGCUGCUGUUCAUUCUAUUGUGGUUCAGACCCCUUCUGGUAUGGCACGGACACACCGGUUUGCUACUGAAACUGUUGAUGUCCCAGCACAACAAGGAGAAAGAGUAACCAUUGCUUUAGCAGCUCCAUCCAGUGUUUAUAGACAAAUAGGUCCUUUAAAAUUUAGUCCAAAGUCCCCAAAUUUUUAUCCAGGAGAACCUAUCUGUUUGACAAACCAUGAAGAUGACAGAGAAUCACAACUAUUAAGGGCCCCAGUUAAAGAUAAAGGCUCAUCUUUAACUAACCCCUCCAUUCUCUUUCCAGUCAUUGCAUUGCUAGCAAGUGGAGAUGCCGCCUCUGGCGUUAUAGACCCCAGCCUCCCCCAAUUCAUUUCAGUUGCAGCAGUAGCAUCUCUUGCUGUUGGAGCUACUCUGAACACAUUGGUUUUUCCCCAAUUGAGUAAGCUUCCUCAAAAAUCAGCGGAUGCAAUAGCUAUCAAGCAGCAACUUUUAUCUCAAUACGACGUUCUUCAGUCUCGCAUUAGAGGCCUGAAAGAAGCUGCUGAAAAAGAGGUUUGGAUGUUGGCUCGGAUGUGCCAACUUGAGAACAAAAUCUUUGCUGUAGGAGAGCCUACUUACCGUGCUCGAAGAACUAAAGUCAAAAGAGUUAGAGAAGGACUGGAAAAUUCUCUCAAGGGACGGAUUGAACUGAUUGACAGCUAUGCAAGAAUAUCUUCGAUGAUUGAAAUUGAGGUAGAAUUGGACUCAGACGUUCUUGCUGCAGAAGCAGCAAGCAAUGUGGAGAGUAUUGCUGAACAAAUACAGCAGAUAAUGGAGUUAGAAAAUCUUGAAGAGAGAUGGAAGUUACAAGCUGAAGCAAAUGAUGAGGCAGAAAGACUUCUUAGCUCCCAACCAAUGCCAACAGAACAGGUGUAAAAUCAAAUGUCUUCCAGCCUCAAAGAUCUUUUGCACCAUCUAAGCAAUGCUAAAUGUUUGUGAGAUGUUCAAGAAACCCCACCAAUACCUCCGGAAGAAAUUGAUUUCUAGGCAUGGUAUUCAGAGAUCGACGACAUAGAGACUAGGUGGUUGUUCAUCACUGAGUCGAAAAAAAAAGUGUCGACGGUUCAUAGUGACUGAGAAUUAGGAUUACAGAAGGAAUCUUAUGUAAAUUGGGCAACAGAAUUCAAAUCAGUUGAUCACAUCUUCCUUAAAAACUGUUGUUUUUAACAAAGAAAUCAAAUUGUACAAUAAUAACUCUGCCUAUUCUUUCAUUUAUGAAUGAUGCAAUUCAUGUGAA
Messenger RNA from Humulus lupulus (European hop), 2140 nucleotides. RefSeq lists its product as uncharacterized. Gene Ontology annotation, molecular function: protein binding. The transcript has 12 exons. The record is from RefSeq and is a predicted model, not a curated record. NCBI's taxonomy places the organism in Eukaryota, Viridiplantae, Streptophyta, Magnoliopsida, Rosales, Cannabaceae. The coding region runs from base 73 to 1779 and encodes 568 amino acids.